This is a messenger RNA of Rhododendron vialii, 1467 nucleotides long. RefSeq names its product protein SLOW GREEN 1, chloroplastic. The record is from RefSeq and is a predicted model, not a curated record. The transcript is spliced from 4 exons. Bases 110 to 1201 code for a protein of 363 amino acids. NCBI's taxonomy places the organism in Eukaryota, Viridiplantae, Streptophyta, Magnoliopsida, Ericales, Ericaceae. Gene Ontology annotation, molecular function: protein binding.
AAAGUUCGGAACAACUAGCUCUGCCCAUGGUGGCGACUGGUGAAGCUUUUCUUAUUUGCCAAUCUCUGGUCUUCUAGCUGUUGGCGAAAGCUUGCCCGUUCCCUCACAAAUGGCUUCUUCUCCAUCAAUCAACACCAACACUUCCUCACUCCUCAAAACCCAACCAGAACUUCCCAAUCCCAAAUCCCUAAAAACCACAAUUCACAAAACCCUCAAACCAUAUAACCCAACACACAAACAGAAACCACUUUCUCUCAACUCCACCCUCAAACCCACAUCACAAUCUCACAUACCCACAAACCACUUUGAUCUCUCUCCACAUCACUCUCAACUCCCCAUUCCCCAGAAACCCACUUCAAGAAUCUCACCCCUUGUAAAAUUCUCCACCUUUUGCACAGAAAAGAUUGUAGUUUUCCUCAUUGGUUCAUUCCUCUUCAUGGGUUUUCUUGGUACUAGGCCAGUUGUUGCAGUACCAGCUGAAAAGAGCUGUUACAGUGAAAAAAUGGAAGGAAAGAGAGAGACCCGGGAUGGGAAGGUCGAAGAUGAAGAGAUGUAUGUGAAGUUAGUGGAAGAGGAUCCAAGAAAUGUUGAAGCGGUGAAGAUGGUUUUCCAUGAAAAGAUUAGGAGAGGGAAGAGUAAGGAGGGUUUGGAGUAUGUGAAGAGGUUGGUUGAUUUGCAACCGGGCGAAGUUGAAUGGCGGCUUUUGGAGGCUCUUUGUUAUGAGAUGAUGGGGGAGUUGAGUGAGGCUAAGAAGCUGUUCAAGUGUAUUUUGGCCGAGAGGCCUUUGUUGGUCAGAGCUUUGCAUGGUUUGGCAAUGGUGAUGCACAAGAACCGUGAAGGACCAGCUGUGUUUGAGAUGCUGAAUAAGGCUUUAGAAGUUGCUUGUCAUGAGAAAAGAGUCACCGUAGAGAGAAACAUUAGAAUUUUAAUUGCACAAAUGCAUGUUGUAAAGGGGGAAUUGGAGGAGGGCUUGAGGAAACUUCAAGUUUUGGUUGAUGAAAACCCUAGGGAUUUUCGGCCGUAUCUUUGCCAGGUAAUAGUCUACAGUUUACUAAACAAGAAGGAGGAAGCUGAGAAGCAGUUCGACAUAUAUCGAAGUCUCGUGCCAGAAGAAUUUCCACAGAAAGGAUUCCUUGAUGAUGUUGUAUUGGAAGCGAUAACAAGUUCUCGGCAACAGCUUGAGAAGGAGUUACAGAGCUGAAUUCUCCUGCGAAAAACUAAUCAAAGCUUCUUCGGUAUUACGACUUGUUUGUUUCUUUUUUUUUCUAGGAUUAGCUUGUACAAGGAUGGAAUGCAUUUCCAGAAUGAGGUAUUGUGCUUGUUAUUUUGCUCAAAUAAGCCUUUCUUUCUUUUUUUUGUGGAAAAGGGUAAUGUUGGUUGCAUAGAAAUGUUUGGAAAGGAAGAGAACACUGGUGGAACUUUACUUCACAGGAUAGUGGUGUAAAUAGCUAUUUUUGACCUUUGCGA